AUGUAUGCACCUACUGUGAUCUUCCCGGAUGACGUGUCCCAGCUCUUCAACCGCGUCAACAACCGAACAUCCUUCAACCCCGUAGAUCUUUGGUACCUGUUGAACAACAGUCACCCCGGUCUGUUCCUGGCUGCGUUCAACCGACAGAAGCAACAGAGUCUCGCACUCGCGCGCUUUGGCUACGCCGCCCUACGCGCCUCUGAGAGGCUGAGCAGACAGUUCCAGCUGAGUAGGCAACAGGCGCUGUUCGGUCUGGAACAGGUCAGUGUUCAGAACACGGCGCUGUUCUCCGCCUGCCCGUUCAAGACGUCGACGUCUGAGGACGCGACGUUCCGACGUCCCUGUCCCGCCUACAGCGUCAUGUACAGGACGUUGGACGGGUCCUGUAAUAACGUCGACCAUCCGCAGUGGGGCGCCGCCCUUCGGCCCUUCGCACGGUUCCUGCCCCCAGAUUAUUUGGAUGGGAUCGAGCAGCUGCGGGAGUCAGUGCGGGGGGGCGAGCUCCCCAACCCCCGGCGGGUGUCGUCCACCGUCCACCGUCCCCUCAACCGCCCCUCGUCCCGCAUCACGAUGAUGGUGAUGCAGUGGGGACAGUUCCUGGACCAUGACCUGACGGGUGAGUGAUGAAGUGAAUGAUGGAGCAUUUCUACCCCCCCAACAUCCCAUCCCCCCUCACUCCCCCUCUUCCCCCAGCACCCCGACUGCCUCCCCAUCCUCAUCUCCCCCGGGGACAGCUUUUAUUCCUCCUGGAACCAAACGUGCAUGGAAUUCCUGCGCUCCUCCCCCGCGCCCAGACCCAACUGCGGGCUGGGGCCCCGGGACCAGAUAAACCAGGUCACUGGGUACAUAGACGCCUCUAACGUCUACGGCUCCGACGACCGCGAGAUGGCGCAGCUGCGGCUCUGGGAGGGCGGGAUGCUGCGCUACAAGCCGGUGCGGUUCAGGAAGCCCCUCCUCCCCCCCCUCGAGGGGUUUGUGGAGGGGGAGUGUCGGGAGAACUCAAGGAACCUGCACUGCUUCCACGCGGGGGACGGGCGGGUCAACGAGCAGCCAGCGCUGGCCGGCAUGCACACGCUGUGGCUGCGGGAGCACAACCGCGUGGCGGUGGAGCUGGCGGCGGUCAACCCGCACUGGAACGACGACCGCCUCUUCUUCGAAGCCCGCCAGGUGGUGGCGGCCGCCAUGCAGCGCAUCACGUACGGGGAGUGGCUCCCCGCCGUCCUGGGGCCUACUGUAAUGAAGGUGUUCCGGUUACCGUUACAACGGCACGGGUACUACCGCGGCUACAAGGCAACCGUCAACCCGACGAUCACAAACUCCGUUGGCGCGGCCGCCUUCCGCUUCGGCCACAGCCUUCUGCAGCACUCGCUGCCUCGCUGCGAUAAAACGGGACGUCGUUUUCCGUUCACCAUCAAGCUGCACCAAGAGCUCAUGAAUCCCUCCAACAUCCACAACUUCGGCAGCGUCGACCGCCUCAUGCUGGGCAUGGCCUUCGAGCGAUCCCAGAGUCGCGACGUCUACAUCACCGACGAGCUCACCAACCGACUCUUCCAGAUGCCCAGCACCCACUUCGGCAUGGACUUGGCUGCCAUCAACAUCCAGCGGGGUCGGGACCACGGCCUGCCGGCCUACAACGUCUGGCGGGAGCAGUGCGGCCUGCACCGCUUCGCUAACUGGGGGGAACUGCUGCAGGUCAUGGAUGAUGACACUGUGGGCAGGCUGGCUGCAGUGUACAGUGACGUGAAUGACGUGGACCUGUUCACCGGAGGCCUCGCAGAGAAGCCCGUCGUGUACGGCCUCGUGGGGCCAACCUUCGCCUGCAUCCUGGGCCAGCAGUUCCUGAACCUGCGACGGGGCGACAGGUUCUGGUUCGAGAACGGCGGGAUGGUGUCGUCCUUCACAAUUGACCAGCUUAACGAGGUACGCAAAGUAUCGCUGGCCAAAAUAUUGUGCGAUAACCUGGACGAUGUGGACGACAUCCAGCCUAACGUCUUCCGGCCUCCGACCAACAACUCCAAGAACGCCCGCCUCCCCUGCUCCGAAAUCCCCGCGAUGAACCUGACGGCCUGGCGGGAGGAGGUUGGGGAAGACUUCCCCGGCUUCCACUACUCGGGGUGGGGAGUCAACGUCACCCCCAGCCCGCCCGAGGAAGAGCCUACGGACGAGGCGCAAGAGUUUGACCCUAGCAACAUGUCCGAGGCCGAACUCUACUUUUUAGAAGACGAAGCCGACUUUUUAGACGAGGAAGAACCCACAAGCCAACAGGACUACACCGACGAAGUGCCUGUCCCGUUUAUUGUAGUCCCCGGUGACGGUGACGAAGAAAACAAGGACACUGAAACAGAAAACGGCAUAAAAAACGGUGUAGAAAACGAUCUCAGGGGAAACCCAAAGAUUCGUAGACCCGCCGACGCUGAGCCUGGCGUGUCGGACCUGACGGACCACAACUACAAUAACGUCGUGGAACACGCAUACGCUAACACGCUCUUCUACAGGAGGCUUGGCGUGUGAUGGGGUGUUAUGGGGGUGUGGUGUUAGUGGUGUGGUG
Messenger RNA from Hyalella azteca, 2548 nucleotides. Its product is annotated as peroxidase. The record is from RefSeq and is a predicted model, not a curated record. The transcript has 16 exons. Gene Ontology annotation, biological process: response to oxidative stress. Gene Ontology annotation, molecular function: peroxidase activity; heme binding. Lineage: Eukaryota; Metazoa; Arthropoda; Malacostraca; Amphipoda; Hyalellidae.